Messenger RNA from Porites lobata, 942 nucleotides. NCBI's taxonomy places the organism in Eukaryota, Metazoa, Cnidaria, Anthozoa, Scleractinia, Poritidae. The record is from the annotation of a GenBank genome assembly.
UCCUUUGUCGAUAACAAUGAAUCCAAAUCCGCCAACUUGAAAAUGGACAACAGUUCUAGCUUGGAAACUGUUGUCGUCAUAAAUUGCAUCCUCAAUGCUCCACUAAUGCUGGCAUCCAUCACUGGUAAUGCUUUGGUGUUAGCCGCCAUCUUGAGAACUCCUUCGCUUCGUUCAGUACCGUCUACUAUCUUCCUAUGCAGUCUCGCUAUUACAGAUUUUCUUGUUGGGCUUGUUGUCCAACCUGUUUACAUUGCCAUGAAACUUCACUAUUUAACUGGUGAGUUUAUUUUCAAAGCCAUAGUCUCGAUGUCUACUUGUCUCUGUGGUGUUUCCCUCGCAACAAUGACAGCUAUAAGCGUAAAUCGACUUUUAGCUCUUCACUGUCACAUGACGUAUCCGAAUUUAAUGACAACAAAGCGAGCAUUAUAUGCCUCAGCAAGUCUCUGGUUUGCUUCCAUACUUUUACCAUGCCUUACAGUUUGGAAAUGGAGAGUUUUUAAUCUUAUUGCAGGAGUGUAUAUUACAAUUUGUUUUGUCCUUUCGUCCGCUUCUUACAUCAAAAUUUAUUUCAUUGUUCGUCACCAUCAGAUCCAGAUUCACGCUCAUCAACAAGCUGUGAACAGUUUUAAUAUUAGUGUAAAUAUUCCAGAUAGUAAUAACAUGAUAAUAUCAAAGAAACGUGCUUUAAAGACUUUUAUAUAUUUCAUCUGUAUGAUAUUUUGUUACUUACCUUAUCUAUCUUAUUCAUUGCUACGAGCCACCUCAGUUAUAGGCUAUGAGGAAAAUUGGUCCUUUGCAGAGACUGUUGUGUUCGUGAACUCGUCCGUAAAUCCAUUUUUGUACUGUUGGUGUAAUCGUGAAAUCCGAACGUCAGCUGUAAAGGUACUCCGGAAAAUGAUGUGUAAACAAACGGAAGUAGCUGGUAGCGAGCUUGAAGGUUAA